Messenger RNA from Panicum virgatum (switchgrass), 787 nucleotides. Its product is annotated as 39S ribosomal protein L41-A, mitochondrial-like. The transcript is spliced from 4 exons. NCBI's taxonomy places the organism in Eukaryota, Viridiplantae, Streptophyta, Magnoliopsida, Poales, Poaceae. Gene Ontology annotation, molecular function: structural constituent of ribosome. The record is from RefSeq and is a predicted model, not a curated record. The coding region runs from base 191 to 493 and encodes 100 amino acids. Gene Ontology annotation, cellular component: mitochondrial large ribosomal subunit. Gene Ontology annotation, biological process: translation.
AAAAAAGAGUACGUGGGCUGUUAUCCGGUCCUCCCAGUGGUGGGCUGCGUUGGGCCUGUCCGAUGCGAUCACAUUCCAGCAAACCCUACCACACCCCCACCACCGCCGUCGCGCCGCCUCUGCUCCCCUUCGCUGAUCCAGAAGCUGCGGGGACGGCGGUGGGGUUGUUCGCUAGAGGCGGUGUUUGAGGAUGCCGCUGGGGUUGGUGCUGAGCUCGCUAGGGCGGACGAUGCGGCGGAAGCGGCUGUCCUCGCUCGACAUCCUCUCCUCCAAGCGGGCGCCCCGGGACUACUACAAGGGCAAGAACUGCAAGCCCACCGGGUUCCACACCCGCAAAGGUGGAUAUGUGAUAGUUGAUGAGAAAUUGCCAAGAUUUGUAGUCCCUGACUUGACUGAUUUCAAGCUGAAGCCAUAUGUAUCACAAUGCGCCAGGGAACUCACAGCGUCCACUGCAUCUUCUACUUCAGCAGAAACUACUGAAAACAAGAGCUGAUCUCUAUGCAACUGCUCUAGUGACUGCCUACAUUUUGCGAGAAUGUAGUCCAGUUUUUAUUUUCAUAGAGAGUGCCCUUGUCCAUGUUCAGAGGUUAUGGACAUUUCAGAUAGCUUUCAUGUAAUGGCAAACCUUAUGGAAUAGCACAAGUUACCUUGAAGUUUCUGGUCCCAGAUGCACCUCGUACAGAGCAUACAUUUCCUUUUUGUAAUUUUGCUUUUGAUUUUCUGAAAUAACAAAUAUUUAAGUCAAGGACCAUUUCUUAUUACAAGAACGGUGCUGAAAAGAUGCAAA